Messenger RNA from Sipha flava (yellow sugarcane aphid), 2268 nucleotides. It is a transcript of the gene sgg, whose product is annotated as protein kinase shaggy. NCBI's taxonomy places the organism in Eukaryota, Metazoa, Arthropoda, Insecta, Hemiptera, Aphididae. Gene Ontology annotation, cellular component: nucleus; axon; cytosol. The record is from RefSeq and is a predicted model, not a curated record. The transcript is spliced from 9 exons. The coding region runs from base 885 to 2177 and encodes 430 amino acids. Gene Ontology annotation, biological process: protein phosphorylation; negative regulation of canonical Wnt signaling pathway; signal transduction. Gene Ontology annotation, molecular function: ATP binding; protein serine/threonine kinase activity.
UCCGAUCCGUUCCGAUUGGGUCAAUGUCUGGUGUGCGUCCGCCGACGUUUUCCAAAAUGGAGUUGUGAAUUUUUGAUCGAAACGAAAUUUACAGACGACACCGUGCGCGAGUGUACGCUCUUCGCAUCUUCUUCACCGUUUCGUCCAGGCCGCGCGCACGCAGUGGAUUAUCGCCGCCUCCCCGUUGACGAAUGUUCGCGCGCCGACCUGACUGACACCGCAGUGUGGAAAUAAUAUAUUACUAUAGUUAUCGUUUAAUACGUCGACGUUAAAUUUCCAAUAAUCGUACGGUUUUUCUCGUACUUUCGUACCUCCCUUUCCCACGCUCACUGUGUGUAUCCGUCUCUUUUCUUUCUCACAUUCUCUCUCUUUCACUCCUUUCCGCGGCAUAUAUUGAAAUUUUCGCGGCGUCGAGUCCGGUCUGUUAACGCGGCGUACCGUGCGCGCGUGUGUUCGCCAGUGUGUGCGUGUGUGUAUAGUUGUUUUCCAAUGUGCUACUCUGCCGCCGCCGCCGCCACUGCCGCCACCACUACUACCCUCGGGUACCUGGUAGUAGUGUAGUAUGUGGGCCGCGAACCAGGCCAGAUAGGCGUAUCAGAAAAAUUUCUUCUUUUUUUUUUUUAUCAAUAAAAAAAAAUUGUCGAGCAAUAUAUCACGUUUACUUUUUGUCGUUCCGAUUUUUCUCCGGCACACAUUUUGUACCAUCCGUAUAUUUCUUCCGCGCACCCAAUUAAUACGAAUUAUGUAAAACCAAAGAGCUGCCCACCCCUCCGCACGCUCAAGAGUCGACGACGACUAUCAUCUAUUACGGCGAUCGACUUCAGAGCUCUUCUGAGAGAACUCAACAUUUCACACCAUCCGCCGCCUGACGUCGUGUGGUUGUCAUGAGCGGAAGGCCCAGGACCACUUCCUUUGCUGAGGGAAACAAAACGUCCCCGAAUCCACCUUUGGGCGGAAUUAAAGUUAUAAGUAAAGAUGGCAGUAAAGUCACUACGGUUGUGGCAAAUCCUUGCCAAGGCCCCGAUCGACCCUUGGAGGUGUCAUAUACAGAUACAAUGGUUAUUGGUAACGGAAGUUUUGGAGUUGUGUACCAAGCCAAAUUAUGUGAUACAGGAGAAAUGGUUGCUAUUAAAAAAGUUCUUCAAGAUAAAAGAUUUAAAAACCGUGAAUUACAAAUAAUGAAACGUUUAGACCAUUGUAACAUAGUGAAAUUGAAAUUUUUCUUUUAUUCAAGUGGUGACAAGAAGGAUGAAGUUUACCUAAAUUUAGUUUUAGAAUAUAUACCAGAUACUGUGUAUAAAGUUGCUCGUCAUUAUAGCAAAUUAAGGCAAACUAUUCCGAUCAACUACAUUAAGUUGUACAUGUACCAGUUAUUUCGAAGUUUGGCAUAUAUUCACUCAUUAGGCAUAUGUCACCGUGAUAUCAAGCCUCAAAAUUUAUUAUUAAACCCUGAAACUGGGGUGUUAAAGUUGUGUGAUUUUGGCAGUGCUAAGACUCUUAUCAAGGGUGAACCUAAUGUUUCCUACAUAUGUUCAAGAUAUUAUCGAGCACCUGAACUGAUUUUCGGUGCUAUAGACUAUACAACAAAAAUUGAUGUAUGGAGUGCUGGUUGUGUAUUAGCAGAACUCAUGCUAGGUCAACCAAUUUUUCCAGGUGACUCUGGUGUUGAUCAAUUAGUUGAGAUAAUUAAAGUUCUAGGCACACCAACAAGAGAGCAGAUUAGGGAAAUGAAUCCUAAUUAUACCGAAUUCAAAUUUCCUCAAAUAAAAUCGCACCCUUGGUCAAAAGCGUCAUUUAUAAAGGUUUUCCGUAUGCGGACGCCAGCAGAAGCUGUUGAAUUGGUGUCUGUAUUACUUGAAUACACUCCAUCACUUAGGGUGUCUCCAUUACAAGCAUGUGCUCAUGCAUUCUUUGAUGAGCUACGAGAUCCACUACAUAGAUUACCAAAUGGACGGUCAUUACCUCCACUUUUCAAUUUUACACAACUAGAAUUGAGUGCAGCUGGAUCUUUAAAAUCUGCUUUGAUACCUAAGCAUUUAAAAGAUUCUGUUGGAAGCGGAAAUGAAGCAUCUGCUGCUAGUGGUGGACCAUCCACCCCUGAAAAUAUUAAUCCAGAUAGUCCAAGUCAUCCGUCAUCAUCGACUACUUCCAGGCAACCUUCAAAUGAAAUUGUUUAAAAGCGCGACCAAAAAUAUGCCUUGGCAAUCAAAUCACACAAACUUAUUAAGGUAAUGUAUAUGUACACCAAAAUAAAAAACUUAUAACAAA